AUGCGGCAAAUCGAGCUGCCUUGUGGCAUUGAGAUAGAUGGCGAAAGACUUCAAUACUUGAUGUUUGCAGACGACAUAGUCUUGAUUGGAAGCGAACCGAGUGCACUCGAAAGCUCCCUGAAUAUUUUGAGCGAAGCCUCCCAAUCCAUUGGACUUGUAAUACAUCCAGGAAAAACCAAAUGGAUGAAAAACAACUACACAAAUGACUAUCGUUUAUGCAUGAAAGGAUCAGUAAUUGCGUUCUCGAGGCGUACCCGUCUCAUUGCUAUCAUGCCGUCACUCGCCACGUAG
This is a messenger RNA of Cooperia oncophora, 291 nucleotides long. The record is from the annotation of a GenBank genome assembly. NCBI's taxonomy places the organism in Eukaryota, Metazoa, Nematoda, Chromadorea, Rhabditida, Trichostrongylidae.